Rubroshorea leprosula is the source of this 750-nucleotide messenger RNA. The record is from the annotation of a GenBank genome assembly. NCBI's taxonomy places the organism in Eukaryota, Viridiplantae, Streptophyta, Magnoliopsida, Malvales, Dipterocarpaceae.
AUACCCCAAACUCCCUUAGCUAAUUCCUAAAUAUGGACCCAAAAACCCCACUAAAUAAGCACAAGAAGAAGAGGUUGACUCAGGACCAAGUUAAGCUCUUGGAGAGGAGCUUCAUCCCCAACAAAAAGCUGGAGCCGGAGCUGAAGCUCCGCCUAGCCAGCCAGUUGGGGGUGCCACCGCGACAAGUGGCCAUAUGGUACCAAAACAAGCGAGCCCGUUGGAAGACUCAGAGCCUUGAACUUGACUACACCACCCUCCAAGUGAAGCUGGAGAACGCGGUCGCAGAGAAGAAGAGGUUGGAGAGACAUGUGAAGCAUCUUCAGGAGGAGCUAAGGAGGGCUCAGGAGAUGCUGUAUGCUUUGAAUUCUAACCGAAGGGAAGAUAAUAUUAAUGGUAAAAAUAAUGAUUAUAAUUACUAUAAUAAAAAUACUCUUGUUUCUUGUACUGCAAUUACAACCACUGCUGAGGAGGGAGGGAGGUCUGGAUUGCAUGAGGUGGAGGAGGUUUUGCAGCUUGAUGAUGAGCUCUAUGCUAGUUUGAUUGCUGGAGGAAAUAGGUCUAAUUAGGGUUAAUUAAUUACGGUGUGAGAGUGUGGUUAGAGACUUAGAUAAUUUGCCAAUUAAUUGCCUUUUCAUGUUAUUGUAAAAUGUAUAAAGAAAAUUGUGACUUUUUUCUUGGUUUUAUGUAAUACGUGUUCAUGGUAAGACAAUUAGUUUUAUUUUGAAUUAUGAAUAUAGGAUUUUAUCUUAA